Trichechus manatus latirostris (Florida manatee) is the source of this 831-nucleotide messenger RNA. RefSeq names its product interleukin 18 binding protein (gene IL18BP). Lineage: Eukaryota; Metazoa; Chordata; Mammalia; Sirenia; Trichechidae. Gene Ontology annotation, molecular function: interleukin-18 binding. The transcript is spliced from 6 exons. The coding region runs from base 129 to 797 and encodes 222 amino acids. The record is from RefSeq and is a predicted model, not a curated record. Gene Ontology annotation, biological process: T-helper 1 type immune response.
AAGUAGCUCUGGCCAGUUGUCAGCUCCCAUCUACCACAGAAAGCACUGAAGAGAGCAUUGCCUCCCUAUGUGACUAGAGGAAGGGGGAAGUUGUCACACCAGGCGCACCAGCACCUGACACAUGCACCAUGACCCUGAGACAGCACAGGACAUCAGACCCCAGUCCCUUGUGGGUCCUGCUCCUGUGUGUCCACAUCGUCAGUCUCCCAGCCAGAGCCACGCCUAUACCUCAGAGCACCACAGCUACCAUUGCCUCAGCUGGGAUCACACCGGACCCCUACUCCUCUUGGCUUCCAACACUUCUAACAGCUAAGCAGUGCCCAGCAUUAGAGGUGACCUGGCCAGAGGAGGAAGUACCACCGAAUGGAACGCUGACAUUGUCCUGUACCGGCUGCAGCCGCUUCCCCUUCAGCAUCCUCUACUGGCUGGGCAAUGGUUCCUUCAUCGAGCACCUCCCAGGCCGGCUGCGGGAGGGCAGCACCAGCCGGGCUCGUGGGAGUACAAGCACCUGGCUGCGGAGGGCCUUGGUGCUGGAGGAGCUGAGCCCUGCCCUGCGCAGCACCAACUUCUCCUGUGUUCUCAUGGAUCCUGCACAGGUUGCCCAGCGUCACGUCAUUCUGGCCCAGCUCAGGGCUGGGCUGAAGACAACCCUGCCUCCCACUCAAGAAGUCCUGUCCUCCAGCCACUACCCAGGGCCACAGCUGCCCUCAUCAGCAGGGCCAGGAAUCAGCACACAGUGCCAGCAGCAGGACAGCAACCUUGACCAGAGCCCGGGUCCCGCUUACCUGGAGGGUUAACAUAAUCCUAAUCGCAAGCAGCACUUCCUCCCCC